Molecule: messenger RNA, 1824 nt
Organism: Rhizoctonia solani
Lineage: Eukaryota; Fungi; Basidiomycota; Agaricomycetes; Cantharellales; Ceratobasidiaceae
Product: Gly-Xaa carboxypeptidase
Exons: 9
Coding region: 1-1824 (607 amino acids)
Cellular component (GO): fungal-type vacuole lumen
Molecular function (GO): metallocarboxypeptidase activity
Source: RefSeq, a predicted model, not a curated record
AUGGGAGUCCCCAAGAACGCAAAGCAAGAGUCAGAGCUUCCAUGGACGGCGACCAGUGAACCUGUGGGCCGUAAGAACUUCAAAAAUACUCGCCUGGCACUCAUUGGCGCGCUUUUUGCUGGUCUACUCGUGCUUUAUCCUAUUUCCUGCUCUAUACCGAACCACCCGCCUCAUCGUACCGAACAUGCUGUGAACUUGCGGGAUGUAUGCCCCCAAGUUGACCCACUUCAGCCCGCUUCGGACGCUAACCGCAAGCUGGCCGAGGAGCUGGGUGCUGCAUUCAACGACCCGAAAUUUGAAGCUGUUGCUGCCGAAUACCUCGGUGCAGCAGUGAGAAUUCCAACCGAGUCGUAUGACAAGAUGGGUCCGGUUGGGACUGACCCACGGUGGGAUGUCUUUUAUAAGUUCUCAGAACACCUUGAGAAAACCUUCCCCAAAGUGCAUGGGACGUUGAGCCGGACUCGAAUCAACACCCAUGCUCUGCUAUACCACUGGCCGGGCUCUGAUAGCUCUCUCAAGCCCAUUCUUCUCACCGCGCAUCAAGAUGUGGUUCCUGUUGAACCCAACACCGUGGAUUCUUGGAUCCACCCGCCUUACUCCGGUUACUACGAUGGCACAUGGAUCUGGGGCCGUGGCUCUACAGACGAUAAGAGUGGUCUGGUUGGGAUCUUAGUGACGCUUGAGAGGUUGAUUGAGAGUGGAUUCAAACCAAAACGUGGAAUUCUCGUUGGGUUUGGUAUGGACGAAGAGGCUAGUGGACUCCACGGUGCCCAACAUAUUGCUAAAUACAUUGAGGAGCACUAUGGUGAAAAUAGUGUCUCUGUCCUCGUUGACGAAGGAGGUGGAAUCAUGACAAUUGGAGACACCUCGGUCGCUGGGCCUGCAGUUUCAGAGAAAGGAUACUUGGACGUACGACUAGAGGUUGCUACUCCUGGUGGUCACUCUAGCGCGCCGCCAGAACAUACGUCCAUUGGCAUUCUUGCGUCUCUGUUGGUUCAAAUCGAGUCUACACCAUACACUCCAGGCCUUCCUCGGUCCUCUCCUAUCUAUAGCUUCCUUCAAUGCUUCGCUGCCCAUGUCCCAUCGCUACCCACCUCCUUCCGGGACUCUAUCCUGGAUUCGAUCUGCCCAACAGACGCUUCUGCACACCAGCGCCGAAGGUGUGACAAGGCGUUGCAAGAUGUUGAGCAUUCUCUCUUUGAUGCGUCUUCAGACUGGAACAACGGAGAUGAAUUUGCGGCUCGCACGUACCGAAGCUUGCUACGUACCACUCAAGCGGUAGACAUGAUCAACGGUGGUGUCAAGGCGAAUGCUCUUCCCGAGUUAGCGAGCGCGGUUGUCAAUCAUCGAAUCCGGACUGAUAGCUCUGUAUCGGAACUCAAAGACACCAUCACAUCCAAGCUCGUCCCUCUUGCAGAAAAGUUUAACCUUACUUUAACAUCUUUCUCUCGCACAAAUGUUACCACUGGCAAAAUUGGCACACUUACUCUUUCAGACGCAUGGGGAACUGCUCUCGACCCCGCCCCUAUUACACCCACCGAGGGAGACGAAGCCGCCGCAUACAAACUACUCAGUGGUGUCAUCAGGCAUACCAGAGCGGACAAGAAGACGGUUGUUAGCCCAGCAAUCAUGGGUGGGAAUACAGACACUCGCUACUACUGGAAAGUAACCCCCAAUAUCUUCCGCUACUCCCACAUGUCCGAUCAAGAUAUCUAUAAUGGCGCGCAUACAAUCAACGAAGCAACACGCGCGUCCGGGUUUGUGGAGACAAUCCAGUUCUUCAAGAAUUUUAUCCUAACGGCCGACGACUCGACCGAUCUUUGA